This is a messenger RNA of Brassica oleracea var. oleracea, 1690 nucleotides long. Its product is annotated as serine carboxypeptidase-like 28. The transcript is spliced from 6 exons. Bases 128 to 1537 code for a protein of 469 amino acids. The record is from RefSeq and is a predicted model, not a curated record. Lineage: Eukaryota; Viridiplantae; Streptophyta; Magnoliopsida; Brassicales; Brassicaceae. Gene Ontology annotation, molecular function: serine-type carboxypeptidase activity. Gene Ontology annotation, cellular component: vacuole. Gene Ontology annotation, biological process: proteolysis.
AUCAGUUGACAACGACCCUCGGUUUUCUAAGCUAUAAAUUCAUCAAGGUGGAGAAAUGAGGGAUUCUCAAGAAACUAUCAAACCAAGAAACUAAAAUACACACACAAAAGAAAACUCUCUUUCUUUGAUGAUGAUGAUCACAAGAAGCAGAAAGUUGGUAACACUAUAUCAAUGUAUAUUUUUAUUAAGCAUGAUCAUUGCAUUACUAGACGUAGUCAUGAGUAGUAGUGAAGAUGCUAAGGAGCAAAAGAUGAGGGACAGGAUCCUCUCUUUGCCAGGCCAACCUCCUAACCUCAACUUCUCUCAAUUCUCUGGCUACGUUACUGUUAAUUCAGCGGCCGGACGCGCUCUAUUUUACUGGCUAACCGAAGCCCCUAAGCCCAGUGACACUAAGCCCCUAGUCCUAUGGCUCAAUGGUGGUCCUGGAUGCUCAUCCAUUGCGUACGGUGCAUCCGAGGAGGUCGGUCCAUUUCGGGUUAAUCCAGAUGGAAAGACUCUUCGUCUAAAUCCCUAUGCUUGGAACCUAGACGCAAACCUGUUGUUUUUGGAUUCACCGGCGGGAGUUGGUUUCUCUUACACAAACACUUCGUCAGACGAACUAACCGUGGGAGACAAGAGGACAGGGGAAGAUGCAUAUAGAUUCUUGGUGAGAUGGAUGGAGAGGUUUCCUGAGUAUAAAGAAAGACCUUUUUACAUCGCCGGCGAGAGCUACGCCGGACAUUAUAUUCCGCAGCUAGCUCAAUUGAUUGUCAACCGUAACAAGGGUACCAAAACUCCCAUUAUCAAUCUAAAAGGGAUCCUGAUGGGGAAUCCUCUGGUGGAUGAUUACAAUGACAACAAAGGGAUGCGUGAGUACUGGUGGAACCAUGGGCUCAUAUCGGACGAAACCUACUUUGAACUGACCAAAUGGUGCCUCAACGACACCAUCCUCUUUCCCAAACCAAACUGCGACAAUGCCCUGAACCAAGCCUUCUCUGAGUUUGGUGACAUUGAUCCUUACAACAUCGAUCGCCCUGCAUGCACCAAAGGUUCAUCAUCAAAUGAGUGGAGGCAAGCAUGGCGAUACAGAGGGAACGAUGAGUGCGUUACGGGAUACACACGCAAGUAUAUGAACGAUCCAAAUGUGCACAAAGCCUUCCAUGCCCGCCUUAACCGCACUUCUUGGACCCCUUGUAGUCGUGUGAUAAGAAAAAACUGGAAAGACUCACCCAAGUCCAUGCUUCCCAUCCUCAAAGAACUUCUUCAAGCUCAUCUCCGCAUUUGGAUCUUCAGUGGGGACUCGGAUGGAGUGCUACCACUAAGUGGGACGAGGCAUUCGAUAAAUGCGAUGAGACUGAAAACUAGCAAAAGGUGGUAUCCAUGGUACCAUUCACAUGGCCUAGUGGGAGGGUGGAGCCAAGUUUACGAGGGUGGCUUGCUAACGUACGCAACGGUUAGAGCUGCGGGUCAUGAGGUGCCAUUGUCACAGCCUCGUCUAGCCUUUUUCCUCUUCUCACAUUUCCUGGCCAACCACUCACUUCCCUCCUCCUCUUCUUAAUUACUUCUUCCUCCUCUCACUUGUCUCUUUCUUCACCUUUUUCAAGUUUUUUUUUUUCCUUCCACUUUAGUGAAUUGUUUUUUCUUUGUUUCUAUUCAUAUAAUAGUGCACCUAGAGAGAUAUAUAAUUGGGCCUCAUGGCUGUUCUUGGACC